Messenger RNA from Sclerotinia borealis F-4128, 9450 nucleotides. The record is from the annotation of a GenBank genome assembly. Lineage: Eukaryota; Fungi; Ascomycota; Leotiomycetes; Helotiales; Sclerotiniaceae.
AUGUCAGAAACAAACAUACCUAUAGCAGUCAUCGGUCUAGCUUGUCGAUUUCCUGGGGGUAUUCAUGAUGCCGAAAGUCUUUGGGAAGUUCUCAUUCAGGGAAAAAGUACCUGGUCUGAUAUCCCGGCGGAUCGUUACGACUGGAGAUCAUUUUAUCACCCUACACGUGGAUCCAGAUCCGCUCAUUCUGCUCGUGGAGGAUAUUUCUUGAACUCUAAUAUUGCCGAGUUUGACGCCAACUUCUUUGGAAUUUCUCCACUCGAGGCUGUGGCUAUAGAUCCACAACAACGUAUUCUUCUCGAAGUAACAUAUGAAGCGAUGGAAAACGCGGGAAUAUCGAUUGACUCAAUCAAAGGUUCUAAUACGGGUGUAUACGUUGCGACUUUUACACAUGACUAUGAGAAUAUGAUGUAUCAUGAUUCGCUAUCUCUACCAAAAUAUGGCAUGACAGGGGUUGGAACAGCCAUUGCCUCCAAUCGGAUAUCAUAUUUUUUGGAUCUUAGGGGUCCCUCAAUGUCUCUAGAUACUGGCUGCUCUGGAAGUCUCGUUGCCUUACAUCAAGCAUGCCAGAGCUUACGUUGCGGAGAGACAAACACAAGUUUUGUUGGUGGCACGAAUCUCAUUCUUAGUCCUGACACCAUGAUACCUAUGGAUAAUCUUCAUCUCUUGGAUAAAACUGGCACUUGCUAUCCCUUUGACAGUAGGGGAUCUGGCUAUGGACGCGGUGAAGGUGCAGCGUUAGUCAUCCUGAAACGUCUAGAUGAUGCUUUGAGUGCAGGCGAUUCAAUAAGAGCAAUCAUUCGCAAUACUGCCAUCGGACAAGACGGAAAAACACCUGGCAUCACUUUUCCGAAUGGAGAUGCACAAGAGUCUCUGAUACGAUCAGUCUACCAGGCUGUAUCGUUGAAUCCUUCCCAUACUGGAUACGUGGAAGCUCAUGGAACCGGCACUGUGGCAGGAGAUGUCACUGAGAUACAGGCUCUUGGUAGAGUAUUUCGUGAAAACAGAUGGAGUGAUGAACCGCUUUAUGUUGGUUCGAUUAAAGGGAAUAUCGGCCAUCUUGAGAGCGCGAGCGGACUUGCGGGGUUAAUCAAGGUUAUUUUAAUGCUGGAGAAAGGAGUAAUUCCUGCUACACCAGGAUUUGAAGCCCCCAAAGAUGGAUUGGAUCUUUCAAAAUGGAAUAUAAAGAUUCCUCAAUCGCCACAUAAUUGGCCAAAUGAUCUUCCACGAAGGGCAAGCUUGAAUUCCUUUGGGUAUGGCGGUGCGAACGCUCAUGCAAUCAUUGAAGCCGCUUCGCUAGAUCACAUCGGAACUAAUGGCACCGUCUCUGUCAAACACCAUUCAGAUUAUUGGAGUAAAGUAUUGGAGAGAAUUAGUAUUUCUAAAGCCUUUACCAAUGGAACUUCUGAUGGAACUUUAAACGGGCCUAUAAACGGUAUCUCGUACAAACGCAAGACCAGGGACCAACUUUAUCAGAUCUUUCCACUCACGGCCAAAUCCGAAGAAAUUUUGGGAUUGGUGGCCAAGAAUUUGAGAGAUUGGACAAGCAAACAUCAGAGUUCAGAUCGUUAUACAGCAAAUUUGGCCCAUACUUUGACACGCCGGGGAUCACACAUGCCCUGGCAUUGCACGCUAGUUGCAUCCGGACCUAAACAACUUAUAUCCAAGUUAGAAGCAAAGGAAUUGAAGCCCACACGGAUAUCCAACAAAACAAAAAUGAUUUAUAUUUUUACCGGCCAAGGAUCACAAUGGCAUGGUAUGGCGAGAGAACUCAUGGAUUCUUCAACUGAAUUUUGUGAAUCACUGAAAGCCUCAGAGAGAAUAUUGAAAUUUCUAGGGUGUUCUUGGAGCCUUGUUGAAGAACUCGGUCGAAAACAGAGCACCACCAGAAUUGAUGAAAGCACCGUCUCCCAGCCAUUAACGACUUCCAUUCAAAUUGCUUUAGUGCAGCUGCUCCGUAGCCUUAAUGUCACACCUGACAGAGUCUUGGGACAUUCUAGUGGUGAGCUCGCUGCCGCAUAUGCGGCAGGUUAUUUGAGUCACGAAUUGGCAAUGAAGCUGUCAUACUAUCGUGGCCUUCUGGGAAGCUACUGCAAGAGAGCGCUAGGUAUGAAUGGAUCAAUGCUGGUGGUAGGAUUGGGUGGUGAUGAGAUAAUGGCCUACCUGAAGCGCAUAAAAUCUGGCCGUGUUUCUAUCGCAUGCUGCAACAGCCCCUCUAACACUACAAUCUCGGGCGAUGAACAUGCUAUUGAUGAAUUAAGUCGGAUCCUCCAGAAAUUUGGCAUACCCUCGCAAAAGCUCAGAGUAGACACAGCUUAUCACUCUCACCAUAUGGAAGUAGUUGCUGAAGAUUACCUAAGAAGUAUCGGAGACUCUCAAUAUUCAAACUCCAGCACUUCAACAUUUUUCCAUUCUUCGGUUACGGGCAAGAGGAAACAAACGGACUUUGACGCUACCUACUGGACACGAAAUCUUGUAUCAAAAGUAUUGUUCGUUCAGGCUUUGCAAGGGCUAUUGGAGCAAGUAGAUACAGAAAUACACUCUGAAGCAACUUCUUCUUCGUGCAUCAUCCUAGAAGUUGGACCGUCUAAUGCACUCAACUUCCCUAUCAAGCAAGGACUUACGCAUAAGCAACUAGACACGAAUCGAUACACUUACAUGUCCACAUUAAGAAAAGACUGUGACGCACAGCUUACCUUUCUCCAAGUUGUUUCUAAACUCUUCGACAAAGGUUAUCCGGUGGAUAUUGCUAGCGCCAACAGACUAAAUCAAUCCACCCAUCGAGCUCGGCUCUCUGUUUUGACAGAUUUACCAACGUACCCCUGGGAUCAUGCUGUAUCAUAUUGGCAUGAGUCACAAAUAAGUAAGGAACAUCGUCUACGCACUCAUCCCUAUCACGAUUUACUAGGCAUUCGAAUACCAGGGAGUCCAAACAUUCAACCAAGAUGGCGUCAUGUUCUGAACAUCGAAAGUUUUCCUUGGUUACAAGAUCAUGUUGUGGAUGGUAGACUCGUUUUCCCUGGCUCCGGGUAUCUAGCCAUGGCAAUAGAAGCGAAGCGCCAGUUACUGCAGGACAUUGAGCCUCACAAAAGCAUUCGCAACUACAUCCUCAAAGAUGUUAUCUUCUCGACAUUUCUCGAAAUUCAGGACCCAGCCGAAAACAUCGAGGUCCAAUUAAGUUUGAUUGAUCUUAUCACCUCUAAUAAAAGUAGGAUUGAAGAAUGGCAAGAAUUCCGUAUUAUUUCGAUACCAAAAUCUGGUGUCACCACGGAGAAUUGCAAAGGCAUGAUUAAGAUAGAGUUUGCUGGCACUCUCAAUAGAUCUGAAGAUGACACUUUUUCGCAUGAUUUGAGACGAGAACAAGACCAUGUGAAUAGGACUGCUGAAGAACGUCUCGUUGCGUUCGAAAAUAAGUCGUAUCACAAACUCGACACUGAAAGUUUUUACCGACGGCUUCAAUUGACUGGAAACUACUGGGGACCAAGUUUUGCGGCAAUUACGGAGUUUACGCUUGGAGAUUCCAAUGCUAUUGGUACGAUCACAAUACCGAACGUUGAAAAGUCCAUGCCUGGAAAAUAUAUGCAACCGCAUAUUAUCCACCCUACUACACUCGAUGCUCUGAUUCACUCAAGCCUUGUUCUAUUUUCACAACACUAUGGCUCGGGUAUUAUGAUUCCUAUUGGCAUAGAAGAAGUCGUUAUAUCGGCAGAUGUGUCGAAGAGUCCCGGACAACAACUUUCAUUUAUGACAUGCUUAACGUCGACAACCUCAACCUCUACUUCAGCGGAUAUUUCUGCCUUCCAGGAGACGCCAUUAGGGAAGAGGGUUUCAUGUGUGCAAAUUAGAGCAGCUGGGCUUCGAAGGGCGGUUCAGUCGGAAUCUGGUUCCAUCAUUUUCGAUCCAUCACUCUGUUACCAUCUGAAGUGGGGAAUAGACCUAGAUUACUCUCAGCCUGAGCUUCAUGAAGAAAAUGAACAAUACAAGAGCUAUGAAUUCCCGCCAGAGACCAAGCUAAGCAUGUUGAAUGAUCAAGCAUAUUGUUAUGUUCAUGAAUGCCUGAAUAACAUUCACGAGAAGGAUGUUAGAGGCAAAUAUGCGGAGUACUACCAAUGGAUGUUAAAAUACAAGAGCUCCAGGACUAUUUCAGCACGUCCCAAGAUUUCUGAACUUCCUUCGAGUGAUAUACAUAAUCUUGGGGUGGAAGGAGAUGCUGUAAGCCAUAUCGGCACGAAUCUCAUGUCGAUCCUAGUAGGCAAAAUUGAUCCGCUUCAACUUCUUCUGGAGAAUAAUCUUCUACGACGGAUAUAUGCGGAAAGUACGGCGGCAUUACAAUGCUACCGAUUCCUCAUUACUUAUGUCAAGAAUCUUACUUUCAUGAACCCAAAUAUGAGAAUUUUAGAGGUUGGCGCUGGUACUGCAGGGGCAACAAUGCCUCUGUUCGAAGGACUAGAUGAAGACGGAAAACUUCCCCUCAGACAGUACGACUUUACAGAUGUAUCAACUGGAUUUCUCGACGAUGCUAGACCUUUGCUUCAAAAAUGGGAAGGACAAUUGUUUUUCAAAACGUUCGACUGCAGCAAGAAUCCCACAAGGCAGGGGCUUGAUGCUGGGACGUACGAUUUGAUUAUAGCAUACAAUGCUAUGCAUGCUGCUAACUCCAUUGAUGAGUCAAUCACAAACGUGAGAAAGUUGCUGAAAACAGGCGGCAGGCUGAUACUCAUCGAGAUUACUCGACUCGAGCCUUUUAUCAAUGCCAUAUUUGGCUUGCUUCCGGGGUGGUACAUGGAUCGAGCAGACGGUCGAGAGGGUACUCCCAUCUUAUCGACUGAACAAUGGAAUUCUCGACUCAUAAACGGCGGAUUUAAUGGCUGCGAGUUCAUCAAGCAUGAUAUAGACGGACCAAGUAAGACAACGUCAUUGAUUGUAUCAAGAGCCGUCUCAUUGGCCCAAGAGAAGACGAUAAGUCGCCCAUCAUAUUUAGUCCAUGACAACAGUCAGGCUGUCCGAAGUCUUCUUGGACAGAAGAUCCAAAAGCUUUCUUUUCGAUCCUCCAGACCACAAUCGCCUUCAGGAGACACCAAUAAGGAGUCUGUGUAUGUCAUCAUAGAUGAUGCUCUUUGUAAUUCGAUACUGAACUCUUCAUCCGAAGUAAUUGGUAGCGUGUUAAACGUCGCCGCAAAAGCAAAGAAUAUUCUCUGGAUUAUCACACCUAGGUACCCACCAACACUUUCCAGUGAGUUUUCUGGCCUUGCUACAGGGUUCGCACGUGGAGCUCGCGUUGAGAACCAAGCGCUCAAUCUCGUUACACUUGAUAUCCAGGGGGAUUCUAUUGACUUCGAUGACCUCAACCGAAAAAUCGACGACAUAUUCAAUGCGUCUUUUCUUCGGAGAAACUCUUGUAUUGAUACGGAUUAUAUAUAUAGAGAUGGGAAAGUUCUCAUUCCUCGAUUGCAACCAAACAGAAGCUCUCAAUCGGUAGCACUCUCUUGCGCGACCACCAAAUCAGUACUCUACCAUCAGAGCAGACAAAUUAUUCAACCGCUACGAGACAGAGGCCCUAACAGUAGUGCUUUUGAUUUUACCACAGUCAACUUACCAGAGACUCUAUUGAGCCCAGGUGAUAUUGAGGUCAAGGUAGAAGCGUGGAGUGUAUCGACAGAAGACCUUUUGACUACUUUUGGCCAUGCACGGCCAAAAUCUUCAAAAUCAAUCGUCGGUGGGUUUGCUGGAACUGUAAUUGACAUUGGCCAGCAAGUUUAUUGGAAAGUUGGAGACCGAGUUUGCGGCUGGUCAAGAGCUGUUUUCGCCAACAGCGUCAGAGUAAAUUCCGGUCAGGUGUGUCAGUAUUCAAAAUCGUUGACCAUAGGAGAAGCUGCAUGUAUGCCAACUUCAUUUUUGACAGCCUUCUAUGCCUUGGUCGAAGUUGCAAAAAUCAGACAGGGGCAGACUGUCGUUAUUCAUGAUGCAGGGGCCUCUGUUGGCCAGGCUGCUAUUCAGGUUUCGAAGCAUAUCGGGGCCAACGUGAUUGCGGUUAUCACCAGAGGAGAACAUCAACAGAUCCUAAUAGACAACUACAAGUUAUCCACGGAUAGAAUCCUAUACCCAUGCGACAGUAGAGCUUUCGAAUCGGCCAUUCAGUGCCUCACAAGUAAUGGUGGAGCGCAUCUUGUCCUCCAUUCGUCCUCGAGCGACAUACAAUUUAUAAGCGGGAGUAUGGCCUCCUUAGCGCGCUUCGGUACCUUUGUUCAAAUCGGUAACAUUGAUAGCUCAUCGAAACUAUCAAUUGGCGCAGAAAUAUUCGAGAAAAACGUCUCUGUUGUUUCGCUGGAUCUAGCGGCCACAUCUGAGCUACAGCCCGAAAAAAUGACGGAGCUUAUGGGGCAUGUCAAUUUAAUGUUCGAAAAGCAUAACCCACAGCCAAUUAGGCCAGUUGUCACAAUGGACAUUGGAGAUUUUGAGAAUGCCGUCAAGCGAAUCCAACAGGGGGGUCUUACCGGGCAGGUAGUCUUCAAAGCAAGUGACACUGCAACAGUGAAUCUAGUCUCGAUCCCCCCUCCGUUGAUAUUUAACAGUGACGGCACGUAUAUAGUCGUUGGGAAUUCCACUAUCUUGAGCAUGGAUAUGUAUAAGUUCCUCCUGAUGCAUGAGGCAAAGAAUGUCUUGGUACUAUUCACGGGAACUUUGGAAGAAAGGAUCAAAAUUGAGAGGAGACUAACCCCCCAGGAAGAAACCAAAGUUAGACUUGUCUCAUCAGUUGACGAUCUCUCGGCCAAGUUAAUUGAUCUUCCUUCAAUAAGAGGCAUAAUAUAUACCGAAUUCGUUUCAACAAUUCACCCGAUCACCGCAGACGAUACAGCAGCCUAUGUAAAGAGAGAUUUCGACUACAUCAAUACCUUGAUGUCGUGCUUAAAAUCAGAAAUCUUGGAUUUUCUCGUCAUAAUCUCCAGCUCCUUGAUUCUUCCUAGAGCAAGAAAUCGAUCCAUCGAGUGUGCUAUACCGGCCUCCAGACAAGCUUUGUUAGCAUCAGGCCUCGGAUCGAGAACGAAGCUCAUUCACGUAGAUAUGGCUAAUUUAUCACCUAUAUCCGAAAGUUAUCAGUCCGAACAGGAAGAGUUGUCUCUUGGCCGUAGCACCUACUCUCAUCGGGAAAUCUUUGCAAUUUUAGAGUCCGAAAUCAGUUCAACUAAAGACAAUCAAGGCUUUUCUCAGAUACUUACUGGGCUUCGAGAAUCGACGUUGAAUGGAAAAUACAAGCUUCCACUUUAUUCGCCUUUACUAAAAUAUUUACCCGAAAUUUGGAGGCAAGAAGAGUCUCUCAUGGACGUUGCUAUCGAUGUAUCUACACCCGGAACUAUCGACGAGAACCUAGCAGAUGCCAAGACCGAAGUACAUGCACACAAAAUUGUGAAGCUAGCAGUACAAAAAAAGAUAGCUUCUAUGAUGGCCGUUCACUAUGAUCUAAUUGAUAUGAAAAUGGCCAUUGAAGACUUUGGUCUGGAUUCGCUGAUCACUUUCACAUUCAGAAAUUGGAUAUUUCAAAACUUCCGUGCCGAUUUGAAUGUUGGUGUUAUUUUCUCUGCCUCGAGUAUUGAUACUCUCGCGUAUAGGAUACUAUCCGUCACGACUAUCAAGAGUUUCUCUAGCCAAAAUCAAUCCAAUGGAAACACGCGUGGAAAUGUUGUAGAGCCAAUUAUCUCAUUCCCCAUGGAAUAUGCAAACUCUCACACGGAUCUGAUCCCCAAGCAGCCCUUGCCCGCAUUGGAGGACUGCCUCCGACAUUAUUUGGAUGUCGCUCGUCGUUUCUGCUCCAUCGAAGAACUGGCUAGAACCAAGCAGUUAGUGGAAGAGCUCGAAAAAAUUGGCGGUCAAGGACAAAUAUUACAGGCUCGUCUGCUCGAACGGAAGAACGACCCAUCGAUCGACAACUGGUUGUCUGAAAUUUAUCUUACUCGAAGGUUUUUACAGCAACGCGAGCCUCUAGUAGCAACUCAAAGCUACUUUGGAACCCACCCAAAUGGUUUAAAACCUCAUACUCAGGCAGAGAGAGCAACAAUUGUUACCCUCGCAGCUUUAAAGUUCAAGAAAUGUUACGAAUCUGGAUCUUUACCCAAGAGAGAAUUACACGGGCGAUCUAUCGAUACACAUGCAUAUCGAUAUCUCUUUAAUGUCUGUCGAGAGCCACACAUUGGCGAAGAUAUCGUCCGCGAGUACCCCAGUGAAAACUACAUUGUCGUUUUGAACAAUGGGCAUGGAUAUAAGAUUAACCUCGCUGGAAACAACGAGGAUAUCUCUUUUCCAAGCUUAGAAAUGAUUUUUGAGAAGAUCCUCCAUGAGCCAAUUGAACAGAAAUCCUGGGUGGGGACUUUGUCUGCUGACAACCGUGACGAUUGGGCUAAGGCUAGAAAUGCACUCAUAGAAUUAGACGAACGCAACAAAACAUCGAUCGAGACUAUCGAAGCAGCCGCAUUCAUUGUUUGUCUCGAUGACGCAACACCAGAGGCUCCCUCACAGCGAUUCUCCCAAUUUCUCUUCGGAAAUGGCUCAAGCAGAUGGUAUGAUAAAUCACUACAAUUUGUCGUUUGUAAGAACGGCAUUUCAGCUUCGGUUUGUGAGCAUUCCGUACUAGAUGGUAUCACGGUGGAGUAUCUUCAUGAAUUUAUAAACAAGGCAAUCAUCGAGCAUCAAUCGUCUUCACAUAUUAAAGGAGUGAUCGCUUCCGAAAGUUUCGCUACGUAUACAUUUGAACUGUUACAUCUAUCCACCAACAGCGCACUCGAGUACCGCACGCAACAAGUACACCAAAAUCUUCAGCAAACCACAUCCAAAUACACAUUUGCGCAUUUAGAUCUCACAAGUCUCAGCCUCAACUUCCUUUCCCAAAAGGGAAUCCCAACCCAAUCGGGCAUCCAGCUCGCCCUCCAACUAGCCUACCUUCGUUUCUUCGCCCACAGUCCACCCGCCCUCGAAACCGUCUCCCUCGCGCAAUUUCGCCAAGGAAGAGUCGAAGUCCACCAUAUCAUCACACCUCUCAUGGCCCAAUUCCUCAUCACCAAUAAACACGCUGUGAAUAUUCACUCGCGGGAUUUACUCUACGCGGCCGCGAAAGAACAUGCGAAAUCGCUUACGCGAGCGAGUAAGGGGCGGGGAUUCAGUCGGCAUUUGUUGGCCAUGGAAUGGAUGGUGAGAGAGGGAGAGAAAAUUCCUGCGUUUUUCCACGAUCCGGUUUAUGCGAGGAUGAAGCCGGAAAAGGUGCUGACGAGUUGUUUUACGACGGGAUGGCAGGAGGGUGGCUUUGUGUAUCCGUUUCCAGGGAGUGUUUUGGUGUAUUUUGAGGUUAGGGAUGAAUCGACUUCGGUUUCGAUUUUUGGUAAUGAUGCGGACGCGGAGAAUUUCAAGAGACUUCUUGUGGUUGCGGGGGAUCAGAUACAGAGUUUGCUUGAUGGUAGUUGA